GUUUUGCAUUUCUAUCUUUGCACUCGCUGCAUCGAACAGAUAGUACGGAAAAGCUACAGUUACAAUCUCCCUAACUCAACCACCAGGCGUAUUCAAUAUGUUUUCCAACAAAACAGAAAGUGAUGCCUCAAAACCCCUGAACGAUAUUAAUUCUGCAGAUGCCGUCCCUGUCAACAACACCGAUCGCUACCCGCCCAUCCCACUGCCGGCACCUCCACUACGACCAGGAUCGCAAUCCAAGGACUCGGGGCCAGAACAAGGUGCUCACUUAAUGGAAACUGGAGCUGCUGGCGGCGAAGAGUUUGUUAUCCUUGAGCAGAUUGUGGUGAUUAAGAACAUUGUAUUCGAUGAUCAAAGUAUACGCAAGGGUUUUAUCCGGAAGGUGUUUGGAAUUUUUCUGGUCCAAUUGCUGUUUACACUUGGAGUAAUGGCCUUUUUCUUGUACCAUGAGCCCACCAAGUACUUUGUGCAGAAGAACGCCAUUGUCGUUAUAGUGGCUGCGAUAAUUAACAUCAUGGUCGCGAUCCUCAUUGUCUGCUCGGAGACCGUGCGACGCAAGCAUCCCGUGAACCUAGUUUGCUUGGCCAUCUAUACUGUUACCAUGUCCCUGCUGUUGGGCGCUUUAUCGAGCUUCAUGAACGCCGAUGUUGUGCUCUUGGGAGUCGGAAUUACGGCCAUAUUGGUCAUUGGACUCUCAGUGUACGCCCUGCAGACCAAGGUCGAUUACACCGCUAACGGCGCUGUCCUUGUCACCUUUUCGAUGUUCUUCCUCCUCCUGAUAGCUGCAAUGUGUUGGUCUCCAUAUGGGGGGUAUAACAACUUACCCUUCUCAUUAUUCGGCGCCCUCUUGGGUUGCUUCUACCUGAUCUACGACAUCCAGAUGAUGAUCGGCGGCAAUCACCAGUAUCAGUUCGAUCCCGAGGAGUAUGUGUUCGCUGCUCUUUCCCUUUACGUCGAUGUGAUUCAAAUAUUGAUCUAUGUCCUUCGAAUUCUGGAGAAAUUCAACUAGUGGCACAGCCGAGGAAGGUCCUUGGACAAAAGCCCGUCAACGAAUUUUAUUCCUAAUCAGAAAUCAAAAUAUGUGUGCCAUUAAAAACAAGAAACUGCAAGAACGUACUAGAACUGGAUGUUGGAGCUCAAGAGAAGGCCUGCCAAUUGGUAUAGGUAAUUCAGGAUUUUAUUAACUUACUUUUUUGGCUCAUAUUGUUCUAGGACAGUUUACAUUAAAUUUAUAUAUUCAUAUACUGUAUACGUGAGUGUCUACGUGGAGUAACUAUAAAAUACAAUCACAAAAUGUA
Messenger RNA from Drosophila serrata, 1298 nucleotides. Its product is annotated as protein lifeguard 1. NCBI's taxonomy places the organism in Eukaryota, Metazoa, Arthropoda, Insecta, Diptera, Drosophilidae. The record is from RefSeq and is a predicted model, not a curated record. Gene Ontology annotation, cellular component: membrane.